AUGUGCCGACAGCGAAGUUUGGGGACGCCGAUGUACAAACACCAUACAAAGCCCGACGAAGAUUAUGUGAUCGCAUCUUUGGUUCUCGAGGAUCACCUGAGCGACAUUCAACAAGCCACGCAAACCGAUCUGGUCAUGAAGAAGGUCUACCGCUUUUUGCAAGACGGUUGGCCCGAUCCAAAAGCUCUAUCCAUUCCUGAGCUCAAGCGCUUUUACGACCGAAGAGAAUCCCUCACGAUUGUCGACGGUUGCAUACUUUUCGGGGAACGGUUGGCCAUUCCAGCUCCAUUCCGCAAGCGCUGUCUCGACCAGCUUCAUCGUGGCCACCCUGGCACUCAGCGUAUGAAAGCCAUCGCUCGUUCAUACGUUUAUUGGCCGAAUGUUGACAACGAAAUCUCCAGCUACGUCAAGGCUUGCCGACACUGUGCACUGACAGCGAAAUCUCCACCACACUCUGCACCUUCGCUGUGGCCCAAAUCCACCAAGCCAUGGGAACGAGUGCACAUUGACUAUGCUGGACCAAUCGAAGGAGAUUAUUUCCUGCUUGUGAUCGACUCCUUCACCAAGUGCACACUUAAUCUUUUCUCCUGCAGCACCACAAGCACAGCUACAAUCAACAUUCUCCGAGAUCUCUUCGCUCGUUUUGGAAUGCCGACAACUUUGGUGAGUGACAACGGGCCCCAGUUUUGCAGCGCUCUGUUCCAAAACUUCUGCGCUGAAAACGGCAUUCAGCACCUCACCACGGCACCAUUCCACCCACAAUCGAACGGCCAAGCUGAACGAUUUGUGGACACCUUCAAACGGGCCAUUCGAAAAAUUCGAGAGGGGAGAAGUUCGGUACCGAUAACCGAAGCGUUGUGUACCUUUUUGCGGACCUACAGAAGCACACCCAAUCCAGCGACGCCUGAAGGGAAGUCGCCAAGCGAAACUAUGUUCUGCAGGCCAAUCCGAACAUCCUUUGAUCUACUUCGCCCACCAGUUCACAGCGAAAAUCCACCAGCUGAACUCAACCGAAGCUUCCAGAACCAUGACCCGGUUUACGCGAAGGCUCGCUCCACCGAUUGGCCGCCAUCGGAUUCUUCCGAGCAGGACGACUGCCGGAACGGGCGAAAAAACGUGGGCUACAAAUUAGCCAUCACUGCCUUUCUACUCAUCAUCAUAAUCCGUAAAAAUCCGGAAGCACGAGGGUGGCUCAGCGGAUAG
This is a messenger RNA of Uranotaenia lowii, 1203 nucleotides long. RefSeq lists its product as uncharacterized. The transcript has 4 exons. NCBI's taxonomy places the organism in Eukaryota, Metazoa, Arthropoda, Insecta, Diptera, Culicidae. The record is from RefSeq and is a predicted model, not a curated record. Gene Ontology annotation, molecular function: nucleic acid binding. Gene Ontology annotation, biological process: DNA integration. Bases 1 to 1203 code for a protein of 400 amino acids.